CUCGGCUCCCUUGGGCGGGCGGGACGCGGAGCAGGAGCCGAGCGGAGCCGGAGCCGAAGCGGCGGGGAGAAGCCAUGAGCCCCGAGGAGAAGCCGGGGGGGCCGCCGCCGCCGCCGCCUCAGGCUGGGCGCUGCCGCGGUGCCCGCCCGCAGCAGCAGCAGCAGCAGCAGCCCCGCCGGGGCGGGCUGCUGUCGGAGAUCCGCACGGCCAUCCGCAGCGAGCCCUUCCACCUGCGGUACCGCCUCAGCCCCGGCCGAGAGCUGGGCAGAGGGAAGUUUGCAGUGGUGAAGAAAUGUAUCCAGAAAGACACCGAAAAAGAGUUUGCGGCGAAAUUCAUGAGAAAAAGAAGAAAGGGUCAAGACUGUCGGAUGGAAAUAAUCCAUGAAAUUGCAGUCCUUGAGCUGGCGCAAUGCAACCCGUGGGUCAUUAACUUGCAUGAAGUUUAUGAAACUGCAACAGAGAUGAUUUUAGUCCUGGAAUACGCUGCUGGAGGUGAAAUCUUUGACCAGUGUGUUGCUGAAAGGGAAGAAGCCUUCAAAGAAAAAGACGUCAAGCGACUUAUGAAGCAGAUCCUGGAAGGAGUUUCAUUCCUGCACAGAAACAAUGUAGUUCAUCUUGACCUAAAGCCGCAAAACAUUCUCCUAACCAGUAAGUCUCCUCUGGGAGACAUAAAGAUAGUAGAUUUUGGCCUUUCCAGAAUAAUGAAGAGCAGUGAAGAGCUAAGGGAAAUUAUGGGAACUCCAGAAUACGUAGCUCCUGAAAUACUGAGUUAUGACCCAAUCAGUACAGCAACCGAUAUGUGGAGCAUUGGAGUACUGGCAUAUGUUAUGCUAACAGGGAUAUCGCCUUUCUUAGGGGAUGAUAAACAGGAAACAUUCUUAAAUAUAUCUCAAAUGAAUGUAAGUUACUCUGGAGAAGACUUUGACCUCAUAUCAGAGUCUGCUGUGGAUUUCAUCAAAACUUUGCUGGUUAAGAAACCGGAGGACCGGGCAACUGCUGAGGAAUGUCUUCAACAUCCAUGGCUAGAACAAAGUGAUGAACCUAUUUCCAGGGCCUGGAAUGAGAGUGCAGGAGGGGAGAGCAGCGACGUCACCCAGCAAGAUGCAGAUUCUGCCUCUGAAAAAUCUGUUGAUGCUGAGAAAACCGAGGAGGAUGAAUCAAUAGUGACGGAAGAACUAAUUGUAGUGGCUUCGUAUACACUGGGACAAUGUAGGCAGUCAGAAAAAGAAAAAGCAACUGAGCAGAAAGCCAUUUCCAAACGAUUUAAAUUUGAGGAACCAUUGCUGCAAGAAAUACCAGGAGAAUUCAUUUACUGAACUGUGUGGCGCUUCAUAGCUAUAACUGGAAGGAAGUGCUUUCUGCUAAACAAAAAUAUCUUAGCCAAGGGAAUCUCUGAUACGCAGUAAAUGUUCUAGAUAAACGAAAUGUUGAUAGGUGGCAUCUAAGGAAAAUGUGCCAAGUUUUUAAUUUCAUGGAACAGAUUAAACAAGAUUUCAAGUGGCUGACAUGAAUUUAAUGAAGAUAAAAGCUUAUUUUUGUUUGCAUUUUUUAUUUCCUUUUUUUUUGUCUCUGAGUAGCAGACAAUUUUGUUAAUUGUUCUAAUGUUCUGGCGAAGUUGACAUAGCAGGUGUUUCAGUGACAGAUGUCAAGAGGAGUAUAUUUUAGGAGACGUUUUGUCAUUCAAAGUAAAUUCAUAAUGCUGGGUUUUCCUCAAACACCUUUUGGCACUCCUGACUUCAGUGGAGCUAUCUGCUGAUCUUAAAGUGUACGAGAGAAUCUGACUGGUUUGACAUACAGAUUUCAAAGCUACGCUCUGUGUAUAUUUCUUUGUUUUCAUCAAGUCCAAAGACUCAGACUUAUUUGGUGUAUAGCCAGACAGUGAGCUGGGUUCCCCUAGCAAGAGAUGCAUAUGUCCCACAGGUAAAGAAAUUUUAUCAGUGAACAAUUCCAGAUAGAGUGGUGAUGAUUUUAUUUAUUUGGGAGAGCACAGUAAAAUCCUGCUCUGGAGAGUGAUAAAUGAACUAGCAAGUCAGUCUCGAGAACCAGCAGAGACUCUUCCCUUUCCCUCCUGUAUUGAGCUGGAUGCACUAACAGCACAGCUCAGUGUGUCUGCAUAGUGUUGAUGCGUGGGCAAAAAAAGUGACACAGGGUCUGCUGGAGCUCUGCUGGAGUUACUGAAUUUCUCUCCACUGACUUCAACGUGUUAGAUCAGACAGUUAUCAGACUUAGGAUAAAUCAGCCCUUGAUUUCCCCCCCCCCACCCCCGGAACUCAGCUUGGGUUUUGCUGGGAGCAUGAGGUCAUUGCUGCCUUCUUUCUGUUCCUUUAACAGCUGCUUUAAGGAAGAAAGAAGCAUCCUUAGGCUAAAUUGCAAACCUUGCUCAGUGUAACUAUGAGAGGAAGCAGAAUCUUCUUCCUGAACUGAAACAAUGAAGCACAACUCAUACCUCAUGCUUCCCAAUCGCUCUCCUUAGACGCUUGGAAAAACUGCAUGUGUAUGAUGGGGCAGAGUGGGAUUAGGGAGCUGCGUGGAUGGGGCAGAGUUCUCAGUGGACACGGUCCCUCGGAGGGUAAAGCUGGGACCAACCAGGCAUCAGAGUUGACAGGGUUUUGCAAUGCACAAGUCUGAGGGUCUUGGACUGAGUCCUAGUUUUCUAAGAAGUCUUUAAUAUCGUUGCUGUUCCAAAGUUUAAUUUUUAUGUAAUUGAAGUUUAGUACUAUUAUAUUGCGUACUGUUAACUAUUCAACUAUUUAUUUGGUUUCCUAUGCUGUUCCUUUAUAAUAAACCAUGACAAAAGUUUUCUUGCUAUAAAAUAAUGAACAGAAACUCUGAAGCUAGUUUUCCCUUUUGUUCCUUCUGUGUUGCCACAGACCUUUUCAUUUCAAAUGUACUGGGAAUGUUCUCUUCCUAGCGAACAGGAUUUUCUGUGCUAGUGUUACAGCUCCUUCACACAAAAGGUAAACAGUAUUAAUAACAAAAACAGUGCUGUGGGGAUCUGAUUAGUGUUGCUGUAAGGGUGGGAGGAAAAGCACUAGUAAAGAAGAAAUCUGAACAAAAAAACUGAGUGUGGCAACGUGAAUUUUUCCCUAACACCAGUGGUCUGGUUGCCUUUGCUCGUAGCCACAUCAGAAAAGCAGUGCCUAAGUUAAUCUAUCGGGCUUCUUCCCUUAUGGAGUUACACGCUGAAUGUUCAUGUAGGUAGGGCAACACCUUGCUCCUCAAAGACCUUUAAGAAAGCAUCCAAUAGUCCUUCAAGAAUUGAGCUCGGAUGUAAUUUAUAUUGCAAAGCAGAGAUGCCUUACUUACAUACUUUGGAAAAAUUAGACAUUUCCUGUUUGUUUGUUUUUGUUUUUUUUUUACCUCCUGUAGAUAGCUUCUCACUGCUAUGCACAUUUUCUUUGAUAUCUGUGGCUGGUGACUUGUAGAAGCCAAACAAGGCUCUGAGCUAACAGAGCACUUGUGUUACCUAGGCGUUUCUGGAGGCAAAUGGUAGCUGCGGCGCUGCGUGCCUGCAGCCCCUGCCCUACCUCCACUGCUGAUCUUUCAGAUGCUUUAAGCAAGACAGCACUCUUCGUUUAAUCCACUGCUUAGUAAGUGGUCUGGGGGGUGAUACCUCUUGCUAUUCAUCAGCCAGCGCAACUCUGACCCUUGCUUGCCUUUCUCUCCUGCAGCCACCGUUAGUGGCAAUGGAGCAGGGCGUGGAGGCGAGCUGUGGGCCUACCCCAGGGCCAGCUGCUGCUGAGCUGGCUGCUCCGAGAUUUCCAGGGGGCUGUUUUUGUUCAGCUUUUUGUGCCUUAACAUGCAGCUGUGCGGUGUUAUUGGCAUCGUUAGGAAUGUGCGUAAAGCUGUGGAAGUUCAACAGUGUUAAGUUAUAAACAUGGCGCCUGAGGUGGGCCCUGUAAUAGGAAAGUUUCUGUGAGGUGUAACUGCAGACUGUCCACCACUCCCACAUGUUUUAAGCAAUUUCUGUGCCAUUAAGCGUGGGUAAAGCUGUCGGUGAGGCACUUUUUCCCUACACUUGAGGAAGGGGCUGUUGAGGCCAAGCUGCCAGCGUUCGGGCUGGGAACAAGCCCCAAGCUCGUGAAGGGCCGAUUCUCUGCAGCUCCUAGAGUGUGGCUGGCUGCACAGACAGUUUGGGGAAAAAAAGCUGCUUAUGCUGUAAGAACUGGUGGGGAAGGGGGUGGUGGCGGGGCAGGUAUCGGCUUCUCAGCCCUCGUUGCUUGUGGGGCCCGCUCCGCAGGCCUUCAGCUGGCUAGGCCCAGGCACCCGCUGGCUGCCCUUGGAGCACAGCCGCCACCUGCUCCAACGCGGGAAGGUGGAAGGCAGCUCGGGUGUGCUUGGACAGUGCUGGACACCGCAGCUUCUGGGGGCUUGGUGCAGGAGGCACCAACCACAGCCACGUGUGCCAGGGUGGGGCUGCGAGGCGCAAGGCCUCUGCCAGCAUUGCAGCUAAAAUAAACGCCAAGCAGCUGAUGGAAGCAAAGCUUUGCCUUCAGUCUCCUUGCUAUGUUCACCUCUAGGCGAGAGGCUAUAGAUGUCACUAAACUAAAACUCUGUAACAAAUAGUAUUUUUUUUUUUUGGUCCAAAGCAACAUUUGUGUUGUCAUUUGUUUCAUUUUUUGCAUUUUUUGGUUGAGGAUCCCAGUGUUACAAUCCAGCUGCCAAGCUGCCACACGCAUCUCGGUGGCUGUUCAGUGUUUACAUUUCUAACUAACACCCAUCCCCUGCUGGGGGGACGGGGAAGAGGGGCCUUGCACCACUCAAUGACAUGGCUCGGGGUCUCUCAUAAGAUAGCCCAGGAGCAGUUCGUGAAAGACAGUUCCAGUGUUUAAGGAAGUAGUGUCAGGUUGUUGUACUUCUGCCAAGGUACAGAAGCUUUACAGUGAGACUUUGCCUUUUUUUUCUUUUUAACUGGCUUUUGUUCCUCAUGCAUUGUGAAAACACUUCAAAACAUAAUAAAUUUAUUUAAAAAAAAAUAAAUCUUGAAGUCAACAUCUACUAAUUUCAAAUGGGAUUAAGUUAUGCCAAUUUCUCUGCCUCACAGCAGCUGCAUGGUCGCCGGGCUCGAUGUCAGGGCGCAGUGCGGCAUGACAAGGAGCUGCAGCUCCAGCCCCUUUGCUUGGUGCCUCCGUGCCUUCGCGCUUGGCUUCGCCUGAGAGCUAGAAAUGCGCUGCUGGGACUGGGUCAGUGUUCACUGUUUGGAGUCUCCUGUCCCAGUACCCUGGCUGUUCUCUAAGACCUGCUGUACGUUUGUUUUUCUCAAUGCCCACAUAGCACGGUUACUGAUAUCUUAGUUUUCUGUAUAUUAAGUACUUGUUCAAUUUAUAUUUGGUGCACAAAGGUCACCAGUAAUCUUUUCCAGUAUAAAGGAAUAUGUUUGCAUUGUAGACGUCUCCAUGAUGCAUCAUUUACAGAUGUUGAAUUAAACUGUCCUUGGGAUUAAUAAAUAUAGUCACAUUAUCCACCGAAA
This is a messenger RNA of Anas platyrhynchos (mallard), 5470 nucleotides long. It is a transcript of the gene STK17A, whose product is annotated as serine/threonine kinase 17a. Gene Ontology annotation, biological process: intracellular signal transduction; protein phosphorylation; positive regulation of apoptotic process. Gene Ontology annotation, molecular function: protein serine/threonine kinase activity; ATP binding. Gene Ontology annotation, cellular component: nucleus. NCBI's taxonomy places the organism in Eukaryota, Metazoa, Chordata, Aves, Anseriformes, Anatidae. The record is from RefSeq and is a predicted model, not a curated record.